Colossoma macropomum (tambaqui) is the source of this 2944-nucleotide messenger RNA. RefSeq names its product potassium channel tetramerisation domain containing 12b (gene kctd12b). Lineage: Eukaryota; Metazoa; Chordata; Actinopteri; Characiformes; Serrasalmidae. Gene Ontology annotation, molecular function: protein binding. Gene Ontology annotation, biological process: protein homooligomerization; regulation of G protein-coupled receptor signaling pathway. The record is from RefSeq and is a predicted model, not a curated record. The transcript has a single exon. The coding region runs from base 509 to 1363 and encodes 284 amino acids.
GCGGAGCGGCGCGCGGGGUGGAUCGUCCCCUCGGACUCCUCAGUUAUGGAAGGAGCGGAGCCGGAGCAGCGCGUGUCCUCAUCUCUAAUCAGAGUAUCCCUCACGGUCGCCCAUGCGAGCGAAGUUUCACGCGUUUAAGCGGGGAAAUGUUUGUUGACCGCGGAGAUGGACACAGUUAAAUGGGAGUGGGGCAGAAUGUAGACAGAUUUCUGUCUGAAAAGAGCGACAGAGGACGUUUCUAACCUGCUGUUUCCUUUCACUCCUUCCUUUCCUGAAGGACAGUUUGUGAAGAGGAGCUGCUUUUGUGUGAGUCCACUCAGGAUUGACCUCGAGCCUCUGUAAGUCUCCGUCCAGCUGCUGGCUGGAAGAAACUCUUCUCAUAAUAUAGAUAAAUUCCUCAGCUCGGUGUGAAGUUCAGUGCCGGUUAGUCACCAUAGUGCAGGCUUCCUUUGCAGGGUCUCUUUGGAAGGAGUUGGGUUGGUUUCAGCAGCUCAUUCCUCUCUCCGCCAUGGCUCUACCCGACAACUCCAGCGGCGUUCCGGAGGAACUUUCCUUUCCUGAGAUUAUUGAACUAAAUGUCGGGGGCCAGGUGUACAUAACCCGCUACUCCACCCUUACUAGCGUGCCAGACUCCCUCUUGUGGGAGAUGUUCAGCCAGAAAAGCCCUAAAGGCUUGGCUCGUGACACCAAGGGUCGCUUCUUUGUCGACCGAGAUGGCUUCCUGUUUCGUUACAUACUGGACUACAUGCGAGACCAGCAGCUUGUCCUGCCUGACCACUUCCCUGAGCGAGGGAGGCUGCAGCGGGAAGCCGAGUUCUUCAACCUUCCAGAGCUGGUCAAGCUGCUGGCCCCAAAGAUCAGCAAACAGAACUCUCUGGGUGAUGAGGGUUGCCAGAGUGACCCUGAGGAAUCGUCGCCCAGCGCCGACGCCGCUCGCAACCUGGCCUCUCUCGGGGCGGCGGCGGCCGCCUGCUCCAGCCUAGUGUCCGGCAGCGGGGACGGCAAGCGCUCCGGCUUCAUCACCAUCGGCUACCGGGGGUCCUACACGUUGGGCCGCGACAGCCAAACAGACGCCAAGUUCCGGCGGGUGGCUCGGAUUAUGGUAUGUGGAAAGACCUCUCUGGCCAAGGAGGUUUUUGGGGAAACUCUGAACGAGAGCCGGGACCCUGACCGGCCCCCAGAGCGCUACACCUCCCGCUACUACCUGAAGUUUACUUUCCUUGAGCAGGCCUUCGACAAGCUGGCUGACGCCGGCUUCCACAUGGUGGCCUGCAACUCGACGGGGACCUGCGCCUUCGCUCACGACCAGACGGACGACAAGAUUUGGACCAGCUACACUGAAUAUGUGUUUUACCGUGAGUGAGCUCAGAACCUCUGUUCCUGCGCCUCCACCCAGCCUCCCGCCUCUCUCUGAGACGGCGCUCCCUGCAGUAGAUGUAGAAGCUUCUAGAUUACCACCCCAAAACACCUCCAUCCAGACUCUUUCCCUCAGCAGAGCCCUCGCUGUGGUCGACCACUCCCCCCCUUCGAGCUAACUGUCCCUUCUAACCGCAGCCCUCCCCUCAGCCAGAGACUGCUCCCGAUUCUUGUGUAACCACCUCUAACGUUUCUGGCCUUUGUGAAGUACAGUGUCGUACUCUUUGAGUUCAUUUUGUGGUGUUCAUUUGCUGUUAAACUGUUCAAAGUGACAAAAGGGCCAGUUGAAAAGGGCUUGGAAGAGUCAACCAAAUAGUCGGACGUCUUUUAAAGCUUUCCGGAUUGUCCAUCCCUAAUGAAAAAGAUGCGUUCUUCAGUCAAGCCACAUUUUGAAAUGUCUUUUGGGACCAAACCUUUAGAAAACCAGCACGUAGACACGAUAACCGCAUCAGCCGUACAGUAAACGACAGGCAUGUCGCUCUGAGACUGCAUGUAAAUAAAGUACAGCUGUCACUAGAAGAUAGAGUGAUGUUCUACGUUUUAGCUCUGGUCAGCUGACAGUAACAGUCUUAGGAAGAAAUGAACCUUGUGUCAUACUAUUUUAUAGUACUUAUAACUAGCAAAUAGUGUUAAAACGAGAAGGGAAAUUUGCUUUGCUGCCAAAACGGGUCAGUAAGGUGAGUGACAAGGAAAGAGGAAGAGCCCAUGAGAGGCACCAAAACAAAAGGAUUAAGACGUUGCCUGAAAUCUGCUCAGAAGGAAAGGCUGGUGAGAUGUAUUGAUAGUGACGUGGAGCAUUCAGUAUUCUUAUCGCCUACACUGCAAGGGGAGAUAUUGGGCACUGCGUUAGAAUAUAUGUUGUAUUUUUUUUAUUAUUAUUUUAAUUUCUUCAGCUGGUUUCCAGCCAGACUGUUUAAUAUGGCUUUAUUGAAAGAUAACAAGCUGUUUGGUUUCCUACCAUGUGUGUACAUGAAUCAUGGAAAAUCACUUUCCAGUCUUUCCUUAUAAGGAUCCGACAUGUGGCUGUGUAAGCAAACCUUUUUUCAUUACUAACUGAGUUCAGUGUCAGUGCUUAGGUUUUGGUUGCACAAAUAAAGUGAGAGUCAUUCAGGUUAAUGUGGCCCUCAUGAUAGCAGAACACCAGACAUUACGUGGAGGAUAAAAGGUUAUGAUUGUGAAACUUUAGACAAAAAAGAAAAACGUUUUCAGGUACACCCUCAGGACAACCAGGGCUUUGCACAGCAGUUGUUACCUCAGAUCUUAAGGACAGAAUUGUACAAACUGUUAAGGCACGAAAUACAAACACAGCUCUUAUCAUAGGUAUUUUUCACCAAUCGCCCUCUUCAGUGGAUCCUGGCCAAAAGUUUGCUAUUGUUUUAUAAGCCGAAUGGUUUACGUGCAGCCAUUCGUCGAAAUGACGCUGAACCUUUUACUCUCAUUUGAAGUUCAUGUGAAGCAUUGCGUGUUGUAAAAGGCAACGAAAUGUCAUUAACCAAGCAUGAAUAAAGCAGCAAUUAUGGAAGAUGUA